This is a messenger RNA of Peromyscus californicus insignis, 1967 nucleotides long. It is a transcript of the gene Pycr1, whose product is annotated as pyrroline-5-carboxylate reductase 1. Gene Ontology annotation, molecular function: pyrroline-5-carboxylate reductase activity. The transcript is spliced from 8 exons. Gene Ontology annotation, biological process: L-proline biosynthetic process. NCBI's taxonomy places the organism in Eukaryota, Metazoa, Chordata, Mammalia, Rodentia, Cricetidae. The coding region runs from base 178 to 1134 and encodes 318 amino acids. The record is from RefSeq and is a predicted model, not a curated record.
CUCCUCCACUUUUGAUUCAGCCUCUCCUAUGCAAGAGCCCAGACUGGACUAACCUUGGGAAGCCCUUCAGCCCAUUAACUGACUGUCCCCCAGGUCCUCCAGCAGGAAAUAAAAGUUUGCAGCUGCCCUGCAGAGCCGGAGCCAGCUGUGAAAGCUGUGGGUGCUGGACCUCUGGACAUGAGCGUGGGUUUCAUCGGGGCAGGGCAGCUGGCUUUUGCCCUAGCCAAGGGCUUCACAGCAGCAGGUGUUCUGGCUGCUCACAAGAUAAUGGCCAGCUCCCCAGACAUGGACCAAGCCACGGUCUCUGCCCUCCGGAAGAUAGGGGUGAACCUGACAUCUCAUAACAAAGAGACAGUGCGCCACAGUGAUGUGCUCUUCCUGGCUGUGAAGCCACACAUCAUCCCCUUCAUCCUGGAUGAAAUUGGUGCUAACAUUGAGGACAGACACAUUGUGGUGUCCUGUGCGGCGGGUGUCACCAUCAACUCCAUUGAAAAGAAGCUGACAACAUUCCAGCCAGCUCCCAAAGUCAUCCGCUGUAUGACCAACACCCCGGUCAUAGUGCGGGAGGGUGUUACUGUGUAUGCCACAGGCACUCAUGCUCAGGUGGAGGAUGGCAGGCUCGUGGAGCAGCUCAUGUGCAGUGUGGGUUUCUGCACGGAGGUGGAGGAAGAUCUGAUUGACGCUGUCACGGGGCUCAGUGGCAGCGGCCCCGCCUAUGCUUUCACAGCCCUGGAUGCUCUUGCUGAUGGUGGUGUGAAAAUGGGACUUCCAAGACGCCUGGCUGUCCGCCUGGGGGCCCAGGCCCUCCUGGGGGCAGCUAAGAUGCUACUCGACUCAGAACAGCAUCCAGGACAGCUCAAGGACAAUGUCUGCUCUCCUGGUGGGGCCACCAUCCAUGCCUUGCAUGUGCUGGAGAGUGGGGGCUUUCGCUCACUGCUUAUCAAUGCUGUGGAGGCCUCCUGCAUCCGCACUCGGGAGCUGCAGACCAUGGCUGAUCAGGAAACUGUCUCCCCUGCUGCCAUCAAAAAGACUGUCCUGGACAAGGUGAAACUGGACUCCUCUGCUGGGGCCUCCCUGUCUUCUGGCCAUUUUAAGCCACUGCCCUGCAGCCUGGCCCCAGCAGGCAAGGAAUGAUCCAUCUGCCCAUCUUCCUCCUGCUCUCUGCUUUCUCCCCCACCCCUCUCUUUUUGAGACAGGGUUUCUCUGUGUAGCCCUGGCUUAGAACUCGAUCUGCAGACCAGACUGGCCUCGAACUCACAGUUUGUUUGUUUUUCUUUGUUGUUGUUGUUGUUGUUUAAGCAGAGUUUUGCUAUGUAGUCCAAGUUAGCUUUGAACUCUUAAUCCUCCACUCUAGUUUCCCAAAUUCUGGGAUUAUGGGUGAGUGUCAACAUGCCAGGCUCCUUUUUUCUUUUAAGAUGGUGGCUUGAUAUGUUGCCUAGACAAGACUCAAACUUCUCAGCUCAGGGCAUGCUACCAUGUCAGCCCCUCAAGUGCACACCACCUGGCUGACUCAAUUCUUCACGUUCUUCUCUCCUUGCCUGAAGUUUCUGCUCUGGGCUCUCUAGCUCAAAACCACACAGAAUAUCCCCAUAGCAGGCCCUUGCCCAUAGCCGGGUCAGCCAGGAAGGGGAAGAUCACUUACAAGCAGGGAUCUCCACCGCUUCCUCUGGAGCGUAGGCCUAUGGUGUCUUCAUCCUCCCUAGCUCCAAGGCUAGCCAACUUUGGGUGGCCCCCUUCCUGUGAUCUACUCACAUGUGGUUGCCUGUCCUUUCUGUGAAGACCACCUAGUCCCAGACAUUCUGUACCUCCUUCUAAGGACUUCAUCUUCUACCAAGGAUCCCACUAGACAUUUGGGAAAGGGACUUCUCAGGUAGCUCAUGAAACCUUAGCUUGUUCCUGAACUAACUCACCAAAUACUGUUACUUCUCUUCCUAUCCUUUCAGUUGAAUAAAAAAAAAUUUCCCAAA